AUGAACCGAUUAAGCGAUCAUAAAGCAGUCGUCGAGGCAUUCUUCCAGGUGCGUCUGGAAGAAAUUCAGGCCAGUGAGCUCGUCACGGUAUUGGGGACUAAGAAAGCCACCAGACCCAAACUGCUUAUUCUUUCCCGUCCACUUGCCGCAUCCGGCAACUUGGCUGGUCAUGCCUGGAUCUUGAAUCUCGUUAAAAUGGAAAAGGACAAUCGUCCCAAAAUCAAACAGGCCUUUGCCGCGGACCGUCUCAUGGAUAUCACGCACAACGGCAGCUUUGAUGCAACCUUUAAUUUCGGGGCAAGUGGGAUGCUCUCAGUAAGCUUUGGGUCGAAAAUCCAACGGGAUAUGUUUUUAGCUUCUCUGAAACGAUUUAAUGAAAUGAAAAGUCGAACAUCACAUAGUAUUUCUCAAAUGGAUGGACAGAAAGACGUGGAUUUUAUUCAUGGUGUGUUAUCGCCAGCUUUCGGGAGUGAAGUGGAUACAGAUGCAGGGUCUCGGGUACGCAAGCCGUACCAAGAGAAACGACGGGUAUUUUCUACUGAAGAAGAACAACACUUAUUAAAAAUUUUGCAUGAAGGUGACUUCGAUGACAUUAAGGGCUUUCAAGAGAAACUGUUCAGCUCUCAAAAGAGAGCGGAGCUUGCGGCGUUGAACCAGUUGGUGACCUCUGUGGCAUCAUGGGAUGAUAUGCGAAAUAAAGUCAUGAAUCUUAUCCACGAUGUAGAAAGUCUGGAAGGCUGCAUUGAGCAGUUUUCCUCAAACUUGCUUUGCAAAAAAGCAGUGAUUCAGGAAAUCGAGCACGCCAACAACGCGCUUCGCUGUAGACAACAAAAUCUUAGACAACUGCAUGUGAUUGUGACCGAGUUGCGGGACCAACUGAGCCUUAAGCCUACGGCACAGGCCUUGCUAAAGCGUUUUCAAAGUGAACCGGACUCGAAUCUCAUUAAUUUUUUUGCGGAAGAUGGCAAUGCCGAGACCUUAAGCGAUGCCAUGAAACACAUGCAGCGAAUUUUACAGAACCCCCAGUUGGAUUCCGACUACCCCAUCGCGGCCGUCAGCGAGCGUAAAGCAUUUUUCAUCGAACAAAGGCUCAUGGUUGCUCAACGCUCUCGCGUCUACAUAUUUUCCAUCAUUGAUGCUUACAAAAAGCAAUAUUUAUCUGAUCGAAUGCGCUUUAGCGGCGAAGAUCGUCUUGUAUGGCGCUUACACACUGAGCUUACCCUAAAACUCUUUAGAAUAAAUGACAUUAUUCAAUCCCUUUCGCGCAUUGACAUGGAAGGCUUUGCAAGUACGCUGCGUAAGUACCGUACUGGGAUGCAAGAGGUGUAUCAUGUAGAAAUUCAUCAAUACUUCAAGGGACUACGCAAACAAAUCAAGAAGGCCAAUUCAUCAUCGGGCCUCUUUCUUUUGGGAUCCUCUGAGAAGAAAACAGAGGGUAUCUCAAUUAGUAUGGAACUCAACCAGACUAGUGGAGCCCCGCCUAUGUGGCGAGGUACACCCCUGGCAUCCCCUGCCCUUACGCCUAGAAGGUCAAGCUGGGACGACAGCGCUAACGGUAGUAUUCAAUCCUCAUUUGAAACCAGGAAUGAUGAGCGGGAUCACACCCUUUACAUCGAGUUUCCUUCUUCAACUAUUCUCAACGGCAUAGUUCUAUACCCCAACUGUACUAUUCACAGGAGCACUGACUCUAAAACAAAACUGUCGUGUGUAAUUCAUUGCCCGUAUAAACUUGUCCGGCCAAAUCUGGCCUUUGCGAUUGCUUUGGAGUCAACCAUAGCGUGCAUUUUGUACGAGGAAUCUAUUAUAAAUAACUGCUUCGGCAUUACCGAGGCAAGCCCCUCUACGUGUGGCACCGCUGUCUCCGUCGAAGUGGAGUCCACUAAGACACCGAUUAUUCAUAGCACUUCAAGCAGCUUUUCGGCCUUUGAAAGCAAUGUGCAAAUCUUUGAUAAGGCCGCUAAAGACGAAACAAGCGCAUCAGGGAAGCAACAGGAAGAUGCUGAUCUAUUUAUUGAGUCCCUUGUAGAGGUGUUCGGAACUGACAUCACGCGAAUUCCGAUGGAACCCCUAACAUCACCGAGGGGGGAUGCACUUUUGACGUCCGAUUUGAAGAGGUCGUCCGUGAGGUCGGACUUGGGUCUUCCACCGCGCCACCCGGGCUCAUCAAACCUAAGCUCCUUGAAUGAUUCCCUUAGUCAUCGCGGCCUCACCAGGGAAACCGAUAGUAUCACUUUCCAAGCCAGUCAUACGAGCAUUACCACCAAUCACGUCUGGACUCCUCAGCUCAUCCGAAAAAUUCACAGUUGUUUUCUCGCGACGGAGCUUAUCAAUUUCGCCCGGUUCCUUGCGGAUAAGUGUGACCGAAUGUACGCCAUUGCCGCCCUUUGCGCAAUCCAGGCCUACCUUCGCCAUCCCAGUAAGCUGAUGGGAAGGAGCACCUUUUGCCAAUGCGUGCUGCGCGAUCUCGAGAAGAUCAUGAAGGGCACGGUCAUGCGUUUAGUGGCGGAGCAAACGGAAUCCAUCACUGGGUGCCGCCGGCGCUAUAUGAUCCGACCCACGGCGCUCCUUCAUUGCUUUUCGAAGAUGCCGACUUUUAUUCUGCGAAUGGAGGACCUACACAACAGCCUUUCGGACGAAGGGCGUGAUCGUACGCAGUACGCCUCGAUCGUGACGAGCCUGGUUGAUCAGUCGUUCGAAGCGCUGGAUGCGGUGACCGCGCUGAAAUCGACGGGCAGCACCGCAAGCCAGGACUCCAAACUAAACCUCCUAGAACUGCUCGAGAAGAAGGUUCACAGCGUGAUGGACCGCUUAAACAGCGAUGAGAAUAAAACCUUAAAACGUAAUUUCAUUCAACAAUAUCGACAUCACGCCUUCUUUUGCGCUUUUUAUGUGGCGCUCCCAUCGGGUAGUUAUGCUGCGGAGCUGUUGCGGGAAUACUACAAGUCUUCAAAGGCUAAGCGGAGCUUCUACAUGGACCUUUACCUGACGCGUGUGCUUCUUGUGAAGGACUUCCCCAAUUUUGGAGUGUUUAUUCUUUCCGCUGAAGACCUUUCAAAUGCUUACUCAGAGGAUGAGCUUCGACAUCACCGAACGCUAACCGUGGAAGCGGUGAAAAAAGUGUUCGAUAAGCUUGAUAAGGAAUUCUGCACUGGUGUCAAGUCGAGUGCAACGAGAAUGAAAAAACACUUUUUGCGCGAGGUCGUCUCCGGUAGUAAUGAGGAAUCAUUUCACCGUACACUGUUGCAGCGCACGUGGCAAAAAUUUUCAAUGCUAAUUCUACGAAAGUACGACUUUCUCAUGAAUUUACUUGAAAAGCAUAAUUAUACUGGCCUUACGGCACCAAUCACCCGCGAUGAGGUGAUUAAACUACUGUCUUCUUUUUAG
Messenger RNA from Phytomonas sp. Hart1, 3384 nucleotides. The record is from the annotation of a GenBank genome assembly. Lineage: Eukaryota; Euglenozoa; Kinetoplastea; Trypanosomatida; Trypanosomatidae.